Mycena indigotica is the source of this 753-nucleotide messenger RNA. RefSeq lists its product as uncharacterized. Lineage: Eukaryota; Fungi; Basidiomycota; Agaricomycetes; Agaricales; Mycenaceae. The transcript has 6 exons. Bases 1 to 753 code for a protein of 250 amino acids. The record is from RefSeq and is a predicted model, not a curated record.
AUGGAUCCAACCCUUCCGGUCAUUAUCCAAACGCUUUCUGCCGCCUUUCCCGUAGCUCUCGCAGCGCAAAAAGACCACGAGCUACACGCUGAUCUCGCGCGCUAUAACUCCAAACUAGAUGUCCACCACAAGGCCCACGCCACCGAUGGUAGAGUAGAGUUGCAGAACGAAGUCAUGGCAGCCGUUCUGCGUCACAUACCACACCAUUUGUUUGCCAUUCCGGGACGAAGCAAGAAACUCACGGAUUUCUGUGUGUCUCGACUGGAGAGUUGGGCCGUUCAACUAAAUGGUGCUGACUCGGAUCAAUACAGCCUCUCUGCAUACAUCGGCCAAAAGAAACAGGAGAUGUGGAUAAACUUCGUCGGAUGGCGUCAUUCGUGGUCUUGCCCCAGCAGUAGCAGAAGCAUUUUCGCAGACAUCACUUCCUCCGACAAUGCAUCGGGGCGAGCGCUCACACCAGCGACGACCUCCACAGUCCAGACUACACCCCUUCCGUUCAAGCCCGAGGCGUUGCUCGCGGUUCUGGCGACAGAAUCCUACUUAAAAAAGAACAACGACGCGAUCGAGGAGAAUUUUUGUGUCCAGCUCGUCCGCGCGCGUCGUUGGUACAUGUCGGCAGUGUUCGAGGACGGCAGUUUGCUCAAGGAAAUAGACGAGUUCUGCAAAACGGCAGUCGUAGGGCUCAAAGACGAAGCUGAACGGUUGGCCAGCGCAAUGUGGUGGUGUUCGGCGUUGGCGCAAGAAAAAGCUUGA